AUGUACAGCAGCUCGCCCCCCUUUGAAUACGAGCGGCCGUUUGCGACCUUUCUGCUGCCCUCGCUGCUUCGGCCGUUUCGCAGCCGCAAGGCUCGCCGCGCCUCCUCGGGCGACAAUGUCUUUGUCACUACCGAUGGACUGUUUUCGGGCAGCUCCAGCCACUCGAACCACUCGAACCACUCGAACCGCUCGAGCGUCGCUUCUGCCUCAUCUUCGUCGUCCCGGAGCUCCACCAGCAGCCAGUCGCCCCCGUCGCUGUGCUCGUCGCCAAGCUCCUAUACCGCCACCGGUUUCGGCUUCACGUCCGCCUACAGCGCGGGUAGUCCGUCCUUUGCCACCUCGCUGACGGCCGAGCCCGACCAGAUGGGCAGCAUCGACAGUGUGGACGGUCUCGGUUCUCCCCACGACAGCCUCGCUCGCGUCCUGCCCGACACGCUGCGCUGCGUCAAGUGCUCGACCGACGUCGCCUUUGCCGCCCAGAUCGUCUCCAAGGGCUUCACCGGCCGCCACGGCCGCGCCUACUUGGUCUCGGCGCCGCCGUCCAAUUCGGCACAUCUGUUCGCGCCCGAGAUGUCGGCCGAGGCAGCAGUCCAGCUGGCCAGCCGCGGUACCACAGAACCAGACUACGACAACGACAACGACCACGACGCGCUGGCCAACAUCCGCGUCGGCCAUCCCGAACACCGCCAGCUGGUCACGGGUGCCCACGUCGUGGCCGAUAUCAGUUGCGCCGUCUGCCGCACCAAGCUCGGCUGGAAGUACGUAGACGCCCGUGAUGCCUCGCAGCGUUACAAGAUUGGCAAGUUCAUCCUCGAGACUGCCCGCGUGGCCCGGACGCGGUCCUGGGAAGAUGACGACGACGACGACAACGACUGCGAGGGACAGCUCUUCGACCACGACAUGGUUCCGCGCGAUUUGGGCGAGAAUGGAGACGACGAUUUUAGCAUAUUUGGCUCGCCCGGCGUCAACGGCGUCGUCGACCCCGUCGGCACCGCUCGCCAGCUGAUGGCCAAGCAGACCGGCUGCAUCCAUCCGGGAACGAUGGUCGAGUUCGACUCCGACGACGACGACGAAUGCGAGGAGAUCUUUGCUGGCACCUGGAACGCCGAGGUCGUGGCCAGGCGCAGGAGCAGGAAGAUGAACAGACUCAACAAGACAUAA
This is a messenger RNA of Grosmannia clavigera kw1407, 1161 nucleotides long. Its product is annotated as yippee family protein. The record is from RefSeq and is a predicted model, not a curated record. The transcript has a single exon. Bases 1 to 1161 code for a protein of 386 amino acids. NCBI's taxonomy places the organism in Eukaryota, Fungi, Ascomycota, Sordariomycetes, Ophiostomatales, Ophiostomataceae.